This is a messenger RNA of Daktulosphaira vitifoliae (grape phylloxera), 1179 nucleotides long. RefSeq lists its product as uncharacterized. Lineage: Eukaryota; Metazoa; Arthropoda; Insecta; Hemiptera; Phylloxeridae. The coding region runs from base 1 to 858 and encodes 285 amino acids. The transcript has a single exon. The record is from RefSeq and is a predicted model, not a curated record. Gene Ontology annotation, molecular function: nucleic acid binding.
AUGAAAGAAUUAAGUUUGAAGAAGGCCAGGGAAUUUAAAGUUUAUAUUGCCUUAUUUAUUUGUAUGUCUACUAAAGCAGUACACUUAGAAGUGGUUUUAGAUUUGUCCACCAAAGCAUUUAUGGCAGCCAUGGAUCGAUUUGUUUCCCGAAGGGGUCUACCAGUCUCGAUCUACUCUGACUGUGGCACAAACUUCAUUGGAGCAGCGAAUCAUCUUCAUCAACUUGUUAAUGACCCGGCUAAUAGAGAUCAGAUCACAAAGAAUAUCCAUUGUAUAUGGCAUUUUAACCCCCCUAGUGCUCCUCACUUUGGUGGUCUCUGGGAGGCAGCUGUAAAAUCUACCAAGUCCUUGUUGGUUAGAACAAUGGGGUCUCAUAUUUGGACGUUAGAAGAAUUCUGUACUCUUCUGUGUCGAGUAGAAGCAGCUCUGAAUUCUAGACCACUCACACCAUUGACUUCAGAUCCAAAUGACUUAGAUUGUCUCACUCCUGGUCAUUUUAUUAUUGGUCAAACAUUAUUAGCAGUGCCUGAGGAGUCAGUGUUGAAUAGUCCAGUUGAUUUGAGAAACCGUUGGAAGCUCUUACAACAAACAUUUCAAUCUUUCUGGAAAAGAUGGUCUUCUGAAUAUUUGAGUACACUCCAAGCUCGUGGAUGUUGGUUAAAAGCUCAAGAAAAUGUUAAAUUGGGUGCAAUGGUGGUACUGAAGGAUAAUAGCUUGCCCCCUUUAAAAUGGAGAUUGGGUCGUAUAAGUGAGCUACUACCUGGAAGUGAUGGUGUGGUACGCGUUGUCAGGGUGCUCACCAAGCAGGGAGUAAUUGUUAGACUAGUAGUUAAAUUAGUUUUAUUACCUACCAAUUAAAUUUGAAAUCUUUAUUUUAAUUUUGAUUUAGCUUAAUUAGCACUAAAAAAAAAAAAAAAAUGUUUAUAAGACCCUUUCCUUCAUAUUUAACUAAGCUCCUAGUUAAAUACUUACUCUGUAUAGUCCUAAUUAUUCUUAGAUAUUCCUUUUUUUUCUUGUGCCUUACACUUUACAAAGGAAACUUAUUAAUUGAUUUAUUGAUUUUUUUACUUAUUACAAUAGAGAGAGAAAUUUAUAAGAGCUACCAUUGCGUGAUGCUACUACAUAAUGGUUUGUCUGAUAUGUUUAAUAAAUUGUUAUUUAGGUCAUUAUGUUUUAUAU